AUCCGGUGGGAUUCCGCUCCUGAGAGAGACACAAGCGGCAGGAGUUGGAGCAAAGGGUUCAAGGAGAGCGAGCGGGAGAGAGAGACGAAGAGGAAGAGGAAGAGGAGGGGGACAUUUUGGCAUUUCGCUCGUAACAGCGCGUUUAUAAUUCGCAAAGAGGAAUAAUGAGGAGCGUUUGGAUAAUUUUGACCCUCGGGCUGGCCGCCUUCCUCUCCGGAGAAAGGAUAGCGGACGCAGCCAAGACGUCCUCUCAGGCCGAUGACUUGUACCUGGACGACGCGGGCUCAGGAGGUUACUACCCCGAGGACGAUGACGACUUCAACUCGGGCUCCGGCUCAGGUGGCGGGGCAAAGGAUGAGGACCAAACGGUCAGUGUGGUUUAUAUCGAGCCCAAAGCAGCGGAACCCACCCAGGACGCCACCAAAGAUUUCACGCCCAAGGUGGAGACGCCAACGGUCAGGGAGCCCAGGAAACCCGUCAGAACAGAGGCCCCGGCGCCAGUUACAGAGGACGCGCAGAGGAACCAGAUGACUAGUACGACUAGUGCCCCCGGCGCCCCCCAGGACGCCAUCGAGGUCCGCACCGAAAACCUCUUCCAGAGGACGGAGGUGCUGGCAGCUGUUAUUGCAGGCGGCGUGAUCGGCUUCCUGUUCGCCAUCUUCCUCAUCCUCCUCCUGGUGUACCGCAUGAGGAAGAAGGACGAGGGCAGCUACGACCUGGGAGAGAGGAAACCCUCCGGCGCCGCCUACCAGAAGGCCCCAACCAAGGAGUUUUAUGCAUAAAAAAACAACCCCAUCCCGCCGUCAGAUGGAAAAAUCGCAAGUGACUGUCAAAAUCUCAGUCCACGGCAACGGAGAAACAACGACAGAAUGUUUUUCAAGUUGAUUAAGGAAAAAAAAUAGCAUAAAGGAAAGCUUUUGCAUAGAGUAUUGUAAUUAAGAUCUUUUCUUUUUCUUAAAAAAAAAGAAGAAAAACAAUUGAAAACCAAGCAUUUUUUUCAUUUUACGGCAAAUCUCAGUGUAUUUAAACAUUUUGUGUAUUAUUUGAAAAACGCUAAAAAAAUAGAAAACCGGAUCUGUAAAGGCGAGGGAUCGCAUCGGGCUUCUGAGCGGUUUCUAGUCGCUGACUACUUUUAAUUGUAGCAGUAUGUUAUUUGUAAAGAAAAAACAAGUUAAAAGUGGAAAUAAUUGAAUAUAAUUAUUCUGUAUCAAUCCUACUUUCAGUUUUUUUUUGUCCUAGCAUGUCUGUUGUUGAUCUCUAAAGGUGUAUUACAUUAAUUUAUCUUUUUUCUCUGAUGUUUUAAAAAACAAAACAAAUUGCCUUUGUAGUUUUGAUGAAGCUCUCCUGUCUCCAUAUUAACGCUGUUAACGGUCAAUGUAAAUGUUCCCCCUUCAGGUUACGAUGUUCAUCAUUUGCAUCAGUUUUUUUUUAGUUCAUCGUGUCCUCUUCAUUUGUUUGUUCUCUUUUCAUUGUAGCCUUUAUUUUCUCUCUUCUUUUCGACAGCUUCACAGCGCAUAUCCACUGCCUCUCUCCUUCCCCCUUUCCUCCCUCGCUCACACCUUUUUCCUCCCGUUGGAGCGAGGCCUGUUAGGUGGUCGGCCCGGGCCGUUAUUGUACCUGUCCCAGAUGCUCCGGGCCCUUGCAUCUGUUCACCAAAGGGCCCUGCGACCGCUCGGACACCGGGUUCCGAUCCCCCCUUGUGCAAAGCACAUACGACACCCGGUUACAGAAAAGAGAAAAACUCCCAUUCUCUCAUCCGUCUUGGUAAAUAAAGCUGCCGUGUCUUUCUGAAUAGUCUCCGUCAAGACACGCGCGUUGAGGGCCGCUCCUGCUUUUUGUUCAGUGGAGGCAUUACAGGAGAGCUUCUGUUGAGAGACGAGUGUGGUGUCAAUGCUCCUGGGUUUAGCCCGUCGCUAGGCCACGUAGUCACAUCAAGGAAAACACCGCUAGAAUGUUUGUAUUCUUGCAUUACGUCUACACAAACCUGCUCCGGAGGGACGUGGAAGUUUUGUCCAGCGGGUUUGUGAAGUUGCCUUUUUCUUUCUCUAAGCUGUACAGUAAUGUGAAGUAGAUUCCGUAGAUGGUCCCAUGGUCCUCACAUCUGAAGCUGUACAUCUCCUUCCUUGGAUUGACCUGUGUUGUAGACUCAUCCUCAGCCUCUUGAUCCCUGUUGUCCACAUCAUAUAGAACCUACGGUACUGAACUAUACUAAAAAACCCAAAGACUCACAGCAUUCCUAUUCUCAGACCCCCCCCCCCCCCCCCCCACAAAAACACACAAAAAAAAAAAAAAAACAAAAGGGGAAAUCAUGUUUUUAACUUUUUCUCUUUUUCUUCCCGAAAUCCGUUUCUUUUUCCUCCUCGCCCCAUAAAAGACCAGGCCUUUGAGUCCAAUUGCUUAUUAGUACAUGAAAAGAUAUAUAAAUAUAUAUAAAUGUAUAUUCACAAAUGUUUUAAACCUUCAAAGUGCCUACCAUUUGGAAAUGUACUUGCUCAAGGAGAGCACGAGGCGGGUGUGCACACGACGGAGGGGUGUAAACGACUUGACUGGCAUUCUGUGAGCAUAGGUGACUGUAAUGGUAACUUUUUUUUAGUCUUACAAAAGCUGACAGUAUUGUACCUAUAAGUUGAAACAACACUACUGAAUAAACAUUGUGGCCUAAUAUCCAA
Molecule: messenger RNA, 2669 nt
Organism: Gasterosteus aculeatus aculeatus (three-spined stickleback)
Lineage: Eukaryota; Metazoa; Chordata; Actinopteri; Perciformes; Gasterosteidae
Source: RefSeq, a predicted model, not a curated record